Bufo gargarizans (Asiatic toad) is the source of this 660-nucleotide messenger RNA. RefSeq lists its product as uncharacterized. The record is from RefSeq and is a predicted model, not a curated record. Lineage: Eukaryota; Metazoa; Chordata; Amphibia; Anura; Bufonidae. The coding region runs from base 1 to 660 and encodes 219 amino acids. The transcript has 5 exons.
AUGAAGUCUUUGCUUCUAACGGUGAUCAUCCUGCAUCUUCUGUUUUCCCGGGCUACAGGUGGGAAAAUUCAGAAUAUGAAGAAGCACCCAGGCUACAUCCUCACUCAAUCUGGGGACAACGUGAACAUCAACUGCCCCAAUGAUUUUCCCCGGUCUCCAUUCACUCUGCUCUGGACCUUAGACUGUGAUGAUUCAACACUUCUCCAGGAUCACCCGUUGUACAAGGGCAGAGUGAUUUUCAGUUCGGGAAAACAUCAAAUGACCAUUCAAAACGUGACAGAGCAAGAUUCGAGAAUGUACUGCUGCCAUUUGAAGGCGGCUGACGGUAAAAUACAAGCUGGAAGAAGGAUAAGGUUGCAAGUGACAAAUAAGUUAGAAGAUUCCUUAGGUCAUCAGGAAACAGGACAUGAAAAGUAUAUUCUCUACACCGUCAUAGGGGCAGAAGCAUUUGUUAUAAUAAUCCUGAUUGCUGUGGUUAUUAAGUGGCGCCCCCGAGGUUUAUCAAGAACUGAAGAUCAGGGUCUGCAGUCGCAUCCUUCCGAGCUACAGUAUGCCGACAUCUGCAAGAACAGUUCUCAUCAGCAAUCAGGACCGAGAAUCAAUGUGCAGGAAGUCACCUACUCCGCCGUCAAGUUUAAUAAACAAGAAACAGGAAUAUGA